Molecule: messenger RNA, 2802 nt
Organism: Condylostylus longicornis
Lineage: Eukaryota; Metazoa; Arthropoda; Insecta; Diptera; Dolichopodidae
Gene: Hip14
Product: palmitoyltransferase Hip14
Exons: 6
Coding region: 188-2083 (631 amino acids)
Biological process (GO): protein palmitoylation
Cellular component (GO): Golgi membrane
Molecular function (GO): palmitoyltransferase activity; protein binding
Source: RefSeq, a predicted model, not a curated record
GAAGAACUGAAAGUCGCAAAAAGUCAUUCAUUUUUUAAGAAGUUAAUAAAAUUGGAUUAAUUUCAGUUUUAAAUGAUUGUUUAUUAAGUAAGUUGUCGUAUUAAUGUUCAAUGAAAAGAAAACAAAAUUUAAAAAAUAAGCAUUCAUCAUUUUCCCAAUUCAUAAUAUUGAAAAACAUCUCAUACCCAUGUAUAAGAGUGCUUGCAAUGCUGCUACCACAGGUUCCUGCUCACAUGAUCAUCAUGAACAUCGACAUGAUGCGUUGAUAUCAAGGGAGCCUCCGUCAGUCCCUGUUGAGCCAGAUUAUAGUGGUUUUGACAUAGUUAAAGCAACCCAAUAUGGUGCAAUUUCCCGUGUUAAAGAAUUAGUUGAAGCUGGCUGGGACGUAAAUCAACCCGAUAAUGAAACUGUUACAUUAUUACAUUGGGCAGCGAUAAAUAAUCGUAAUGAUAUAAUUAAAUACUUCUUAGAAAAAGGUGCUGUUGUAGAUGCUGUAGGAGGUGAGUUAAAUGCUACUCCAUUACAUUGGGCAACACGACAAGGUCAUUUGAAAGCUGUAGUAAUAUUGAUGAGUGCAGGCGCUGAUCCAAGCUUACGUGAUGCCGAAGGAUGCUCUUGUUUACAUAUUGCAGCUCAAUUUGGUCACACAGCUUUGGUAGCAUAUUUCAUUGCACGUGGAGUGAAUCCAGAUUUGCAAGACCGCGGAGGAAUGACAGCUCUUAUGUGGGCUGCUUGGAAAGUUGUAGCUCUCGAUCCUGUGAGAUUGUUAUUAACAUUAGGUGCAAAUCCAGCUUUAGCAGACUAUACUCACGGUAAUACAGCAUUACAUUGGGCAAUUUUAGCACGAAAUUCAACAGCAAUAACUACGCUAGUCAUAAAAGGCAAAGCCAGUUUGGCCAUUCCAAAUUUAAGAGGUGAUACUCCUUUAAGUUGGUUGGAAAAUCAGUCUGGUUCAAUAUGGAUUGGACAAAAAGUUGCAGAUCGAGUACGUGAUGAAUUUAAAAUAUCGCAACGAAAAAGUUUAUUAAACCGUUUGAAAUCAGAUCGUCGUAUAAGAUGGUGGACGAUGGCAGCAUCGCCUUUUUUAGCGUUUUAUUUAGCCGGUUUACUAUUGACAGCAAAUCUUCUUUUUAUCAUUAAAUUCUUUCUGUUAGGUUGUUUAUAUGCAGUAUUUCAUACUAUUGGUAGAGCUUUAUUUGAUGAACAUUUGAUGGCUUUAUUACCGCUUAGUGUUUAUUUGGCAACGAAAAUAUGGUUUUAUGUAACAUGGAUGGUAUAUAUAGUUGAUGCUGUUACAUCAAUGGAAACUAUUUCUUUUUUAUUUUGUUCGGGAGGAUUAUGGAUAUGCUUUUUGAAAUCAUGGAAAGGAGAUCCCGGGGUUAUAAAACCCACACAAGAACAACGAUUUAGAACAAUCAUUGAAUUAUCAGAAAGAGGUGGAACGGGUUUCGAUCCAUCCUCAUUUUGUUCCGCUUGUUUAGUGCGAAGGCCAGUAAGAUCAAAGCAUUGCAGUGUUUGUGAUCGUUGUGUCGCACGUUUUGAUCACCAUUGUCCUUGGGUCGGAAAUUGCAUUGGUUUAAAUAAUCACAAGUAUUUUAUGGGCUUUUUAUGGUGUUUACUUGUAAUGUGCAUAUGGAUGUUAUAUGGUGGAGUGCAGUACUAUAAAAAUGUCUGUAAUGUCACUUUAAGUGAUGAAAUUCUUGAUCCACCUAUACAAGGUGUUUGGAAUAAUUUAAAUCAAAUUGCUAAUUGUAAUCCUUGGAUUGGUUGGGUAAUGGGAAAUGCUUUGUUACAUUUAUCCUGGGUAACUGUUCUAACCAUAUGUCAAACUUAUCAAGUUAUAUGCCUUGGAAUGACAACAAAUGAACGAAUGAAUCGCGGUAGAUAUCGUCAUUUUCAAGCAAACCAUGGAAAAAGUCCAUUUACACGUGGUCCUUUGCUGAAUUUGAUUGAUUUCUUGGAAUGUUCAUGUUUUGGCGUUCUAAAACCACAGCAUAUCAAUUGGAUGGAGUAUUUUGAUAUGGAAAAAAAUAUCGAACAUGAACCAUUAUUAAGAGCAACUGAUAAUUUUCAAUACGUUUAAAAUAAACCCUCCUCGCCGCCAAAAAGUGGAAUAGGUAAUAUACAAGAUGAACUUAGAAUACGAAUAGAUUUAGACACAAUUGAAAAUGCCGAUAUUAAUAUAGAGCACGAUAGUAAAAAUAAAACCGAUGAUUCCAGUGAUACACCAAAUAAAAAUGAAAAUGAUAAUAAUGAGUUAAUUGAAAGAACUACCAUAAUUAUCGCAAAAGAUAAAUAUUUAAAAGAUACAACUGGUACAAAUGUAUAGAGAAUAUAACGAUAACGAUGUAUAGCAGGAUAAGAAAUAUAAAUUCAGUAUUUUUAGCGGGAGGAGGGUAAUAUUAAAAAAAAAGACUAUUAUAUAAAGAUAACAACAUUAAAAAAAACACACACAUUUGUUAUUUGUUUACUUUUUUUUUCUAGUUUGUCAAUGCAUUUUUUUCUAAGUUAUAACUUUUAUUAAUGUAUGUACUCUUUCUAGGUAUAAAUAGUUUACCUUAUAUCGAACAAAUUUUUAUUUAUGUUUUUUUUUAUUUAUAUAUCAUAAUGAAAUUGAUUUAUGUUAAUAAUUUUUAUUAUCCAAUUUUAAAUUUAAAGUCAGUUUAUAUAUACUUAUAUAUUUUAAUGAUAUUUCAUUUAUAUUAUCAUCAAAUUUUUUUGUCAUUACAUUAACUCAAAUUAAUUUUACCGAAGUAACAUAAAUUUUACUUUUUUUUAUAUGGUUCGUACUUAAUUUACUAU